Dicentrarchus labrax (European seabass) is the source of this 7413-nucleotide messenger RNA. RefSeq names its product IQ motif and SEC7 domain-containing protein 1. Gene Ontology annotation, molecular function: guanyl-nucleotide exchange factor activity; protein binding. NCBI's taxonomy places the organism in Eukaryota, Metazoa, Chordata, Actinopteri, Moronidae. The record is from RefSeq and is a predicted model, not a curated record. The transcript has 14 exons. Bases 776 to 4186 code for a protein of 1136 amino acids. Gene Ontology annotation, biological process: actin cytoskeleton organization; regulation of ARF protein signal transduction.
ACAGAGAGUGUAAGAGGGAGAGGAUCAGGAGAAGGGGACAGAGGAGGAGAAGGUUCAGAAUUUCACUGGAGGAGGGAGAAAAUGAGGAGAAGGAUGGUGUUGUAGGCUGAAGAAAGAGCUGCGCUGCGAGUGAGAGUAAAGACCCAACCUCUCGCUUCAUUAGAAAGUUUGUUCUGGCAGCAGAAGAGGAGACAGAAGUGGAGACCAUUGAUAAUCCUUGUUGCGUCUGUGCCUGUUCAAACAAGGAUGAGUGAGUUUUGGAGGAUUCCUCCUCUGCGCUCCUACACAUACCAGUACCUGUGUCUGCUGGAGCGAUGCAGAGCUUCGGCUGUAGCCAUGAUGUCUCAGAGGAUCCUGGGCUGACGCACUGUGUUUAGGGACCGGCACAGAGGACAGACUGACUGACCUGGAUAGGAGCUAAAAAGGAACCGAAGCAGCCCAAAUAGAGCUUAUUUCGGGAGGUGGAUCCCGAGCAGUAAUACUGGGUCCAAAUCCAUCCUAUACAGGGUUCCUAAAAAGCCUGGCUUUUUGGGUUGGUAAUGACUGAGACAGGUCCAGGAGUGAUGUGGUUGUUCUGGGCGGGUUAAAACCACUCAGGCUGUCAUCCAGUGGCAGUGGCGAGGCUGGAGCUCCAGAGGAGAACAGAUCCGACGUCCAUGCAAUGGGAUUCACUGGCUGAAGAAAUGAGCAGGGUCCUGUGCUUGUGGUGCCAUGGUGCCUUUUAAUCUUGUUGGAUCCCACUGCUAUUCUGCCCUGUUGAUUGUCUGAACUGAGGAUGUGGAAGUUCAAAGCGUUUUGCCUGGAUUACUGGCAUGUCCUGUGUUUGCACCCACACAACAACUUUUAUAAGAGUGUGGAAGGGGAUGGACGGCCCAAUGAGAGUGGCCCUUCCCUGGAUGGUGGAGCCAGUUUUGGCCAGGGCCCGGUGACUCACGGCUCUGCCAUCAGCCCUGACCGAUUUGAUAGCCCGCUUUACAGCCACGGGGUCCAGCCUGGGCCUCAGAGACCCCGUCGGCCCAAGCUCCAGCACUCGCAGUCCAUUCUCCGUAAGCAGGCUGAGGAGGAGGCCAUCAAGCGGUCCCGCUCGCUCUCUGAGAGCUAUGAACUCUCUGCUGACCUCCAGGACAAACAGGUGGAGAUGCUGGAGCGUAAAUAUGGUGGACGAUUCAUAACUCGGCAUGCGGCCCGCACCAUCCAGACAGCCUUCCGCCAGUAUCAGAUGAACAAGAACUUUGAACGUCUCAGGAGCUCUAUGUCUGAGAACCGUAUGUCCAGACGCAUUGUUCGCACCAACAUGAGGAUGCAGCUCUCGUUUGAGGGCCCCGAGAAAGUGCACAGCUCCUACUUUGAAGGGAGGCAGGUGUCCAUGACGGAGGAUGGCACCCCACUGUCCAUGGUGCAGUCUGAAUGUGGAGACAUAGAGGUCCACCAACAGGCCAACAUGGCAUCUCACCCAGCCCCACAGGGUGACCUGACAGAUGCCAUCACGGAGCUGGAGGAUGCCUUUUCCAGGCAGGUUAAAUCUCUGGCUGAGUCAAUAGAUGAUGCACUGAACUGUCGCAGCCUUCAGGGGGAUGAGGGUCCUGACCCAGAAGCCAUGGGCUGCUCUAAGGUGGAGAGGGAAGUGCCCUAUCAGGUGAAGUCCCACCGCAGGGCAGCUGGACGAAUGCACGAUGAAACGAUGGCAUCCUAUAGUGAUGUUACUCUGUUCAUCGAUGAGGAGGACAUGUCCCCCUCUAUGGCUCUGUCGAGGUCAGGGGAACAGCCCUGUAGCACAGAAUCAGACUUGCGGUUGCGGUCAGUCAACUCCUCUCAGGAGUACUGGCCUGUUGACCCCAAAGAUGAGGGUCGUGACACAGACACAAGCUGCCGCAGCACUCCUUCUCUAGAGUGCCAAGAGCAGCGACUUAGAAUGGACCAUCUUCCUUUAUUGACCAUAGAACCUCCUAGUGACAGCUCUGUAGAGCUCAGUGACCGGUCUGACCGUGGCUCUGUCAAACGGCCGCCUGUGUAUGAACCACAUGGCCACAUUGUAACAUCAUCCCAGGCAAGCCCUAAACACAUUUCCCAUGGACCCCCACCACGAGCUUCCUCCCGUGACGAUGACGCACCUCUGCGCCACCGCCACCGCCAGCUGGAAAGCCACUUAGCUAUCAACGGCUCAGCCAACAGACAGAGUAAGUCAGAAUCUGACUUCUCUGAUGGGGACAACGACAGCAUCAAUAGCACAUCCAACUCCAAUGACACUAUCAACUGCAGCUCCGAGUCCUCUUCAAGAGACAGCCUACGAGAGCAAACACUCAGCAAGCAGACUUAUCACAAAGAGACUCGCAACAGCUGGGACUCGCCCAUCUUCAGUAAUGAUGUUAUUCGCAAGAGAUACUACCGCAUCGGCCUGAAUCUCUUCAACAAGAAGCCAGAGAAGGGCAUCCAGUACCUGACUGAGAGAGGAUUCAUCCCUGACACACCAGUUGGUGUGGCUCACUUCCUGCUGCAGAGGAAGGGGCUCAGCAGGCAGAUGAUUGGAGAGUUUCUGGGCAACCGGCAGAAACAGUUCAACAGAGAUGUCUUGGACUGUGUGGUAGAUGAGAUGGACUUCCAAGGCAUGGAGCUGGACGAAGCUCUCAGGAAAUUUCAGAACCACAUCCGUGUUCAGGGUGAGGCCCAGAAGGUGGAGCGGCUCAUCGAAGCCUUCAGCCAGCGCUACUGCAUCUGUAACCCCACCGUGGUGCGGCAGUUUAGAAACCCUGACACCAUCUUCAUCCUGGCGUUCGCCAUCAUCCUCCUCAACACUGACAUGUACAGCCCCAAUGUCAAGCCCGAAAGGAAAAUGAAGCUGGAGGACUUUAUCAAGAAUUUAAGAGGUGUGGAUGAUGGGGAGGAUAUUCCUAGGGAGACUCUGGUGGGCAUCUAUGAGAGGAUCCGUAAGCGAGAGCUCAAGACGAACGAAGAUCACGUCUCACAGGUGCAGAAGGUUGAGAAGCUCAUUGUGGGAAAGAAACCAAUCGGAUCUCUCCACCAUGGCCUGGGAUGUGUGCUGUCACUGCCCCAUCGCCGGCUGGUGUGUUACUGCCGCCUGUUUGAAGUUCCAGAUCCCAACAAACUCCAGAAGCUGGGCCUGCAUCAGCGGGAGAUCUUCCUGUUCAACGACCUCCUAGUGGUAACGAAGAUUUUUCAGAAAAAGAAGAACUCAGUAACAUACAGCUUCCGGCAGUCUUUCUCUCUGUAUGGGAUGCAAGUCAUGCUGUUUGAAAAUCAGUAUUACCCAAAUGGAAUCAGACUUACAUCAGCGAUACCAGGUGCGGACAUCAAAGUCCUCAUCAACUUUAACGCACCCAACCCCCAGGACCGCAAGAAGUUCACAGAUGACCUACGAGAGUCCAUUGCCGAAGUCCAGGAAAUGGAGAAAUACAGAAUAGAGUCUGAGCUGGAGAAGCAGAAGGGGGUGGUGAGGCCCAGCAUGUCACAGAGCUCCGGCCUGAAGAAGGAAGCUGGCAACGGGAACAUGAACCGCGCUAGUCUAGAUGACACCUACGCCAUGGGAGAGGGCCUGAAGAGGAGCGCCCUCAGCAGCUCCCUGCGAGACCUCUCUGAAGCAGGCAAGCGGGGGCGUCGCAGCAGUGCAGGAUCACUAGACAGCAAUAUGGAAGGGUCCAUCAUUAGCAGCCCACACACACGCCGGAGAGCCACCACGCCACGUGAGGGCGCACCACGCGGCCAUCCCUCCAUCCCUAACUCAGCAUCGACUUCCAUCCUUGGGUCGCUCUUUGGCAGCAAGCGAGGCAAACCUUCAUCUCAAAGCCACUCUCCUUUCCCUGCACCUGGUCACCCCACUCUCAUAUCCCACAAGCCCCACCCGACCAACCUGCACCACACAGCACAGGUAGCACAUACAGUGCAGGCCCAACUCCACGGUCCCCAUUCCCAGUACUGCCAAGUCCCACAGAACCCUCCGCCUUACCACCACCACCACCACUACCACCCCCCGCCCCACACGCAGUACCACCAGCACCCAGCCUACGCCUCACAUGCACACCAACACGCCCAUUCACAGCACAGCCAUUACAGCCAGCAUUCCCAUCAUGCCUCACACUCCCAGCAUGCUCCUCACCACCACAGUCAGCAAGCGGGUUCGGCACCUGGCGGACCCAAACCCAAACACAGUGGCAUCAGCACCGUAGUGUGAUGCUCCUAACACAGAGAGGAGAAGCGAGGAGGGAACUUAUUGAAGGAGGGACAAUUGCUUACACCAAAGGGACUGACAGCAUAACUCUAUGGCCUGUCCACUGUGUUUUACUGCUGCUGUGAUGGAAACCAGUCACAUGCAGUCACCUUUUUCACCUCCAGGUCCAACUAAUAUGCAGGAUGGAAAUCGGACUCAAAUCUUCCACCAGGGGCCUUUUACUAGUUUGCCUGAUCAUGGGCCUGGCCCCAUCAGGGUUUUGUGGGGGUUCUGUACAGGAAGAUGCUCUAUGUUUUCCACACACACCGCCCGGCCGUGACGGCUGGAGAGAAAAUGUGUUUUCUCACCAAGCCGCUCUCCACUGCUUCAUUCCCUCAAUAACCUGUCUUACCUUCACAUAAUCAGGAGGAAAGACGACUUGAGACGAGAACAUGGCUGACUGUUUUCUCUGUCACAAUGGUGGCAUCAUUUCUUGUGCUCAGCCUUUUUCGGAAGUCAACUUUCAACUCUUUGGUUUGCAGAUCCUACCAUCAUAUGAAUGCAAUUUGUUGUUGCCUCCCGUAGAGCUCAUAUGUAGUGGAGAACCUAGAUAUAAUCAUUUCACACUAACUUAAAUCAAAGGACAGGUUAAACAACUGAGUCGACCGUCUCAGUCAUUGUAGUUCUAGUGCUGUAUUUACUGUAGAUGACAGCUGUAUGUGUUGUCUCCUAGCUCUCAUAAAUAAAUGUGCCAAUUAUUAAUGCAUAAUCUAUUUAGUCAAGACUUCGUGUACAGUAUAUUGUGCGUAAAGUAAUUUGUAAGAUUAUACUUACAAUUAUUAUUAUCAGCAAAAAUGAAUUCUAUCAGUAUUAUACUGACUCUGUGGUAACAGGAUGUAGAUCUAAAAGGAGUGAACUCCCAUUCAGUCCGGCCUAUAAUCUAUUCUGGAACUUUUGCCUUUCAAAUGGAUCAGAAGGAGCUUCUGGAUGGCAGCUGUCGCAUAUGGGCCUCAAAACGCUGUGCUGUCACAGCUGAAGCCUCAAAGCAGACUUUUCUUGUCAACUCUCACGAACGAUAAACAGGGCUGGUUGGUUGUUUUAAUCUCAGUUUACUACUCAUACUGUGGCUGCUUGAACUGUAAAAAAAUAAUAAUAAUAAUGAAGAUUAAGAGUGAAAAGAACAUACAAACAUUAAAUACACUUGAAGGCUCAGUUUAUGUUACAAAUGGACCCACAGAAUGGACGUGUUGAACAUGUUAAGUCUGUUGCCUUUAACAUAUGCGACAGCUGCUCUCUUGACUCUUCAAGUCAAAAAUAGAAACACUUUUGAAAUCUUCUUUUGCCUUGUUUAGUAUGUUUAUGUUAUUCACCAGCAAGGUUUGGUGAGUGAAUAAAAUCAGUUCUUGCAUAGUAAAAAUAUUUUUUUCAUCUUUUUUCUAUCAUAUGUGCAAUAUCUUUGUACUGAUUUUGUACAUUAAGAACAAGGUGUCCCACCAAUUUGUGCGUUUUUUUUUUUUUUUUUAAUGUUGCGUCAUUAUUUAUUUAUUUUUUGUUUUUGACCCCUGUCAGAGUCUUUCUCAGUAAAUUAAUGUGUGGCUGUCCUCGUGGUCUAAUGAGAGGUACAGACUUGGAGUUCAGUGGAAUGUCUAGUAAGUGAUUUUUGCAUGUAAUGUUAUUAAUGUGAGGCUAUCCUCUGCACAUUGUAUAACAAAUCAGUGUUACCAUAGCAAGUUUAAGUGCAAUCAUGUUCAGAAAAUGCAGACUUGUACUAAGAGUGAAAGUUUGUUAUCUUGUUUUCCAGGACAAGAUUCAGGUGAAAAAAAAAAAAAAUCUUUUUUCAUUUAAGAAUAUAUAAAUACUUACUUACACAGUUCACAGUGGAAAGAGGAAUGUGUGUAUAUAUUUUAAUAAAAGGAAUAUGCUUCUCUUGGGGCUGAACAGAAAUAUUUUGCUGGAUAAGCACAUAUGGAAGAACACUUUCAUUUUUUCAGGAAAUGCAAUUAUAAUAUACAAAAUGCAAACUGAACAAAGGAACUGGGUAUAUGUAAAGAAUAACUUUCUACAUUCUACAAAUAAGAGUCUAUUCUAGUGUGUAAAUUAGUGACAGUAAACUGUUUGUCCCGAUAUUCAGGUUGUAAAAUGUAUUUUAACAUUCACAAAUAAAACCAUUGCCAUAAGUCAGGCUUAUUCUCACACAUUUUUCCUCAUGGGAAUUAACAAGGAAAGUUCAGAUGACAGACAUAUCACAUUAUGGGACAUUAAUGAUCAGUUGAAUGUGUCUUUCCAGUGAUUUCAUAUCUUUGCUAUAAUUCUGAAAUCUUGGGACGAUGUAAAACCGAGGAAUCUGUUUAUUUUGGUGUGUGUUGUAGUGCUUCAAAUGUCUACAGUCAUUCUUUGUGAGAAAGUACCCCAACAAUGCACUGCAUGGAUCAUCAUGUGUCCUAUUCACUGUGAGCUGAUGGGAAAAAAAAUCAGCCUAUAGAUUUUGACUUCUCCUUUGGUUUUGAUUAAUUUGGAAUUUCCUGAUGUUGACGUGUUCUUGUUGUUCCAUGUUUGGCUGGUAGUUAUUGAAGCUCGGCAUGCAUUUCAUCAACAAAGCCAUUGUGUAAAUUACAAACAUAAAGAACAUUGCACUUCGGUUGCUGAGGGCUUUCAUCGUGUAAAUAUGGGAUUUUGGUGUGCAAACUGAUGGACUGCUUGGAAGGAGGGUUUAUCUUUAUGAGGCUGCAAAGGGACCAAGCCAGGGGGUUAUAGGAACUGUAUAUAAUGUGUAUAGGAUCAGCACUCUAUUCUGAUACCUGCAGUUAAGAUCAGGAUGUAUAUACAUCACCUCAUAGAUGGAUUAGAGGGGUGAUAUAUGAACAUAUCGAUUGUCUCUGCGUCCAGCUGUCGUGAACUGACAUUUGCUGUAGAAAUAAAAAACAGACUGUUAGAAAGUUCGCUGCCAUUUACAUCCAGCUCUCUUUUCAUACAUGCAACACCUACCACACACACACACACACACACACACACACACACACACACACACACACACAAACAUACUGUACAUACAAAUAUACACACAUCCUGCUGCAAGCUGUUCAGUCUGGCGUGAGACACAUUUUAAAAAAAGGAAAAGACAAGAAUGGCCUCAUUUAUAUGUGCAUUCUGUUUGUACAGUGAGUAGUGAGUCAGUAAGACCCCAGUUAUUGUAAAACUUCAACUGUGACAAUGUUGAGAACGCAAAAUAAACGAAUAUAUGACUUAUGGUA